Messenger RNA from Mercurialis annua (annual mercury), 2892 nucleotides. RefSeq lists its product as uncharacterized. NCBI's taxonomy places the organism in Eukaryota, Viridiplantae, Streptophyta, Magnoliopsida, Malpighiales, Euphorbiaceae. The coding region runs from base 261 to 2579 and encodes 772 amino acids. The transcript has 3 exons. The record is from RefSeq and is a predicted model, not a curated record.
AAAUCACUUCCUCUUCAACGGUCAUAAAAACUCUCAAAUCUAAAUUUAAAAUCCCCCCAUUUAUUUCCAAAACUAGCCGUUACCACUCACUCUCCCUCACUUCUCUCUCUAUCAAACCCUUCAAGAUUCUCAAGAACUGAUCACUACCCACUAAUCUAAACCAUUCAAAGACUCGAUCUUUACUAUUUUUCUGCCAUUUACACAGCAAAUUAUCACUACCCAGUUGCCAAUCAGUCCCAACAAGAAACAAAAUUAUUUCCAUGGCUUCACCUGCAAGCAAACCCUCAAACCCUAGAAACUCAGAGGUUGUAAAUCCAAUGAGAAGGAGUUCUAAUGGCAACCCAUUUGCUAAACCUUCAAUUAUUGCUAAUCCAAGAUCUGGGUUUAACCCUAAUACUCCUGCUAAUAGUCCUUCAGAUUUUUCGCUGAGAAAUUCUGUUGGAAGAGAAUUCUCCGAGGAUAAGGAAAAUGGAAAAGAUCAGAAAACGAAACAGGAAAAAGUUAGAUCACCGGCUGCUUUAAAAGGUGCGAAGCAUUUCAUGUCACCAACAAUCUCUGCAGCUUCAAAAAUCAAUCCUUCUCCCAGAAAGAAGAUUCUGAUGGACAGGAAUGAACCGAUAAUACGCUCUUCUAUGUCGUUUUCUGAUGGAAAAAGCCCUUUGAAUGAAGAUUUGGGAAUAAAACCUGAGAAGGGUUUGAAUCAGAAGAAAGAGGUCAAAUUUGAUCCAACUGUCACUUAUUUGGAGGACUUAAAAAGUGACGAUGAUGAUGUUGAUUCAAGCUCCAAAGAUGAUUCGGAUUCACUUUCGGAGAGUGUUGUUACUAUGGGAUCAGAUUGUGUUAAUCUUGAUCCGAGUUUUAAUAUUAGUCCAAGGACUUCUUGUUCUUUGCCGAUUCCUGAUUUGGAUGCCGAUCCAUCUAUGCCUCCGUAUGAUCCGAAGACUAAUUACCUUUCACCGAGACCGCAGUAUCUUUAUUACAAGCCGAAUCCACGGAUCGAGCUUUAUCUUAACAAGGAAAGAGAUGGCAAGCAGCUCGAUGAGAUUUUUGCUUCUGAAAGUUCAUCGGAUGCUGAAGUUACUGAAGAAGAAACACAGUCUGUUGACUCACAGAAAGAAUCUGAUAGCUCUUCAAGCGACAUAGAGGCUAAGGAAGAUGAUCUCGAAGAAGAGAUAUUUGUGUGCAGAUCAGAUUCGACGGCUGUUACUGCAAAAAGAUCGUUCAAGCCAAGUUUGUUCACAAGAACAAAGCUGACAGCUUUGCUUUUUGUUCUUGGUGUAGCUUGUUUAUGGGCUUCGGUGACUAAUUCACCGGUUAUGGAACCUUCGGUGCUGAAUAAUCUGAGUUUUUCUUCUAAUUUGUAUGUUCCACCUGAAAUCUCAGAGUUCACCAGGAACAAUUUGGAAAGUUUAACUCAGAAGUUAAGGCAAUGGUUAUAUGAUUCUUUAUUUUAUCUUCAGAACCUAAUUACCACCAGCUUCAUGGAACAGCGUAAAUCAAGUCCAUUGCAGUUUGCCAAUUUGUCUAUAUUGAUCGAGGACGGCUUGCUUGAUAAUAAUGUACUUCUGGUUGCUCAUAGUACUUUUAAGUUUGACUCUGAUGUGAACAUUCAAGAAACUGCAGAUGUCAAAAUAUUAGAAAAAGAGGAUGAAGUUGCAGUCAUUGAAGUAGUUGCAGCCAUUGAAGAAGUUGCAGAAGUUCCCAUUGAAGCUGCCGAGAAUUUUCAAGAAGUUGUAGAAGGAGAUGACGGCGAGCACGGAGAGUUAGAUGACGAAGUGAUUUCAGCACUUGACUUUGUUCAAUAUCAAGUGUUAGAAUCUGAUGAAGUUAUUGUGACUGAAUCUGAUAAUUUAGCAUCUCAAGUAACCCCAGAAAUGGUUGAAAUUCCGCAGGACGUUCCUAAUACCGUGCAUUUUCUAUCUGGAACUGACGUGGAUUCGAAUUCUGUUGCCGCUCAGAAUUCUCAGACUGAGGAUCCAGCAUCUCAAGUAGUCCCGGAAAUGGUUGAAAGUCUGCCGGAUGUUUCUGAUUCCGAGCAUUUUCUAGCGGGAGCUGAUGUGGAAUCAAAUUCUGUUGCUGUUGAGAAUUCUCAGAUUGAGGAGCCACUGUCACUUACAGCUGUUGCUUUCGUUAUGGCGAUUUCCUUUAUUGUGUUGAGUGCACUUGCAGCUGUUGCUUUCGUUCAUAUCAAGAAUCGAACAUCAUCUACUCAAAAAUCGGGAAGCACAGGGGUUAACAAAUUGCCACUUCCUUCUAGAAACUUGCAGACAGAGGUUGAGACAAUUGCUGUCACAUGCCCAUCAGAAAUGAGCAGCUUCAAGUACAGCAGCUCAGCCUAUUACAGCAAGCAUGAACAAAAAGGCAUGGCAGCAAGUGAAGCACAAAGCCAAGAACGGAAGACUAAGCGAAGUACUCGAAGAGAAUCGAUGGCCACAUCAGAUUGCUCCAUGGAUUCGCCUUCUUAUGGCAGCUUCACAACUUAUGAGAAGAUAACUAACAAUCAUGGAAAUGGAGAAGAAAACGGGCUUACUCCGGUGAGACGGUCGAGCAGAAUCCGGAAGCAAGUCACCUCUCCGUGACGGAAUGAUACAGAUAAAUUCUUGCCACUUCAUAGUUUGGCUGACUUAGGUUUUGAUUUGUUUUGUAAUCUGAAUUUCUUUAGGGUGACUACUCUACUCAGCUAGUCAGUAGCUUGUUUAUUUGUUGCUAGUCAGUAGCUUGUUUAUUUGUUGCUAGUCAGUAGCUUUUUAGUUUCUUCAGUUGCUAUGUAGUUUCUGAAACUGUUCUCUAUAUGCUUUCUUUUGCAUUGAUUUGAGAAUGAGCAUAUCAGAAUGGAUCAUAAUCUUUUUUUCCUGUAAAUUUUCCAGCAAAUCAACAAAUUUUCUUCAUGUC